GACCAUGGACUCCCGUCGCCAGUCCCGCGUGGCGGCUGACGCGAUAGUGCUGACUGUGGGCCGGGGCUCCUUUGACAAGUCUCAAAACUGCUCGAGACUGAGGCUUCUUUUGACAGUCUCAGGAUUCCAUCCAGCAACAAACGAAAUUUCAUCAGGAACAGCGAAGUAGCAUUUGUGCGAGGAUCGGAACGGGAACUUUGAAUUAGUGAUCGUGCAACCAUGAGUGAAAGUGAUUUGGACCUUUCGGACGCGGAGGAGGAAACUCCUCAUGCCGAAAUGAAGAAGCUGGACAUUCAGGGGAAGGCAGCUGAGGCGUCAAGCUCGUCGAAGAAACCUAUCAUCAUCAUUGUGAUCGGCAUGGCAGGGAGCGGGAAGACCACUUUGAUGCACAGGCUUGUGGCUCACGUGCAGGAGUCCGGGAAGCGGGGGUAUGUGUUGAAUCUGGACCCUGCGGUUACGAAUUUGCCCUAUGGGGCGAAUAUCGAUAUCCGAGAUACUGUGAAGUAUAAAAAUGUGAUGAAGGAAUAUGGCCUUGGACCUAAUGGAGGCAUUCUCACUUCUUUGAAUCUGUUCGCCACCAAGUUUGAUGAGGUGGUGGGUCUCGUGGAGAAGAGAGCUCCUGAGCUAGAUUAUGUCCUUGUAGACACUCCAGGACAAAUUGAAAUAUUCACUUGGUCUGCAUCUGGUGCCAUCAUCACUGAAGCUUUCGCUUCAACCUUUCCUACCGUGGUGACAUAUGUGGUGGACACACCUCGUUCAACAAGUCCGGUCACAUUUAUGAGUAAUAUGUUGUAUGCGUGCGGAAUUUUAUACAAGACUCGCCUUCCUCUAAUGCUCGCGUUCAACAAGACGGACAUAACUCAGCACCAAUUUGCUGUGGAGUGGAUGGAAGAUUUCGAAAAGUUUCAAGAUGCGGUGGAGAGCGACAAGUCUUACAAUGCAAACUUAAGUAGAAGUCUUUGCCUUGUGCUUGAUGAGUUCUAUCAGAACUUGCACAAGGUUGGGGUGUCAGCAAUAAGUGGAGCAGGCAUGAAAGAGUUUUUCGAGACGGUUGAUGCCUGUGGGCAGGAUUACAUGCAGAACUACAGAGUAGAACUGGAGCAACGACGUAAGGAUAAGGAACAAAGAGAGGAGGAAAGAAAACGAGUCAAUCUGGAGAAGCUGGAGAGAGACAUUGCAGAGUCGAAGGGGGAACCUGUUGUUCUUGCUUCAGCUUCAAAGAAGGAUGUGCUAGGAGAAGACGCAGAUGCGGCCGACGUUGCCGAGGAGGAGGAAAUAUACGAUUCUGAUGUCAGUGGCGAAGUGGAUGAUGACGAUGAUAACGAGGACGAGAAGCAUUACAGAUAUUAGUUCAACAAAGCUUUCAAGCUAUUACGCGCUUACGCAACAACGGGAAAUUAUAUAAAAUAUUUGAGACACUUGCACAAAGUUUUCAAUAGGUAGGUAGUACAGACACAUUUCAAAAAUUAUUACAGUUAUGUUGGUAGGUCGUGUGGGACGGGUACUGUGUGAACCGCAACAAUGGUGCUGAUUGUGGUAUAGGCUGAGUAAGCAACUAUGUUCAGCUCCAACUGAGGUACCUAAACCCCAAUUAUUUUGUGGACGGGGUGCAAAAUUUUCAAUCAGCGGAGUAAAAAGUCUUAUAAGUUGCAAAAGUGGUUAUUUAGUAAUAUAGCCACCUAAACCCUAAGACUCUACACUGUCAAUUAUGCCCCAUCCACCAUGCUUCAAUGGUAAUUUACAGUUGUGUUUACUAUCUAUCUCACAAGAGAAGGUUGACCACAAGUUAUAAGAAUUUCUAGCGAAAUCAUCUAGUUGCCAAACAAUAGAAGCAGAACUGGAUAUGAACUGGUGAGAAUUGGAGAGUAUGUAGAUAAAUUGCAAAUCCCAAUGUGGUGGAUAUGUAUCAAAAGCUUCGUCGUGCCAGUGGACAUGAAAUUUCUUAACUCAAGUAA
Molecule: messenger RNA, 1955 nt
Organism: Marchantia polymorpha subsp. ruderalis
Lineage: Eukaryota; Viridiplantae; Streptophyta; Marchantiopsida; Marchantiales; Marchantiaceae
Source: the annotation of a GenBank genome assembly